This is a messenger RNA of Paramecium tetraurelia, 1698 nucleotides long. RefSeq lists its product as uncharacterized. Gene Ontology annotation, molecular function: protein binding. The record is from RefSeq and is a predicted model, not a curated record. Gene Ontology annotation, cellular component: cytosolic [4Fe-4S] assembly targeting complex. Lineage: Eukaryota; Ciliophora; Oligohymenophorea; Peniculida; Parameciidae. The transcript has a single exon. Gene Ontology annotation, biological process: iron-sulfur cluster assembly.
AUGAAUUAAAAUAUUUAAGUAUGUCGUAUGAUUGAUUCACCUGAAUCUAUAAUAUGUAAUAAACACAAUGAAAAAGUUGAAUUCGUUUUGCUCAAUAAUGACAUACAUGGAAAUGAUAAACUUUUAUGUAAGGGAUGUUUUUAUGAAUUUUCUGGUGUAAAAUAAGUUUAUAGCAUAUUUGAGGCUGCGAAUAAAUUAUAAGAGAUGAAAAAUUUGGAAUAUUAGGGUUAAAAGGCUAUGAUAUUAGAUUAACUGCAGCAAAUUAUUAUUCAUAUUGAGGAUAUGAUCACAUUCCAGGGUAGCUUUCAAUAAUAUGCCUCCAAUAUAUUAGAGGUGAUGAACAACUGGAAACUUGAAUUAGGGAAUAAAUUAAUUGCAAUUUCUUAAUACAAAUUUUAAGACGAAUUAGAUAGAUUUAACGAUAGUACUUUAACUUCUAAAAAUGAUGAUUAAAUAUUACAAUUUAUUUAGUAAUCAAAAUGGUAAUAUUCGGAAAAGAUUUAGAAUAACUUAACUAAUAUAUAGCUUUUAACAACAAAUAACUAAACUUUUUUAAAUCUCUUGGAGUUUGUUAAAAAAUAAUAAGAAUUUGAAUCAGUUUAGAGGCUAAACCAGUAAUCAUAUUACUCGGAUCGAUUUGAUAGUUUAUUUAUAGCUAGAGAGGAUAGUAAUGGCCCACGUGUUAUUUUUCAAAGCCAAAAUCAACCAGACCAUGAUAUGAAAAUAUCAUUAAAAUUAAGCCAAACCUUCCCAUAAAAAGAUACCGUUUUAUCGAUAUCAUUUAGCCAUGAUGAUUCAUUACUUGCUUCAGCUUGUAAUAAUGAAAUUAAAUUAUGGUAAUUUUAAGAUGGAAAAGUAUGCGAUUGUAUCGGUACUCUAGAAGGGCAUACAUAACAAAUUUUUACUUUAGCAUUUAGUAAAAACAAAAAUUGGUUAUUUUCAGCAGGAAAAGACAUGUCAAUUAUUUUAUGGAAACCAAAAAUAUUUUUAUUUAAUUUUAUUAUUACGACUAAACAAUAAUAACUAAAUGCUCACAAGGAUUACAUUCUGCAAUUAAUAUUAAAUAACAAAGAAAAUUAAUUGAUCUCUUGUAGCUCAGACACUAAAAUUUCCAUUUGGUCUGUAAAUUAUAGAUAAAAUACUAUUUAAUUUUAAUAAUCUUUAGAAAGACAUGGCGGCCCUGUGAUUUCUAUUUGUCUGAAUCAAAGCAACAAUUUGCUGGUAUCUAGUGGUUUAGAUAGAUAAAUAAUUGUUUGGAGUUAAAACAACAAUAAGGAAUGGGUGUUUCAACAAGUAAUAAGUAAAUUAACAAAUGAUUUUGGUUAUAGAAUAAGCUUUAUUUCAGAUGUAUCUAUAGUUUGGUAAUCAUUCAAAAUGGGAUUAACUCAUAUAUUUAAAUAGGAAGAUGGUACCUUCAAAGAGCUAUUAGAUUAUAGAAUAUAACUUUCAAAGAAGGCUGAAAAUGAUGGAGAUUACUCAUUUCCAUCAAUAUUCAAUUCUAAUAAAUAAAUCUUAAUUUAAAAACAUUGUAAUCGUAUUCAUUUUUUGACUCUAAACUCAUAAACUUAAUUAAAAGUUUAAUAAGAAUAAAUCAUCUUAAAUAAUUAACAAAGCUAUGGAAAUUUAUCAAACGAUGGUAAAUAUUUAGUCCUUUGGUGCGAUCAAAAGUUUUUGUUAUAUGAAAUAUGCUAUGAAUGA